Populus euphratica (Euphrates poplar) is the source of this 2194-nucleotide messenger RNA. Its product is annotated as F-box/LRR-repeat protein 3-like. Gene Ontology annotation, biological process: SCF-dependent proteasomal ubiquitin-dependent protein catabolic process. The record is from RefSeq and is a predicted model, not a curated record. Gene Ontology annotation, molecular function: protein binding. The transcript is spliced from 7 exons. The coding region runs from base 58 to 1998 and encodes 646 amino acids. Gene Ontology annotation, cellular component: SCF ubiquitin ligase complex. Lineage: Eukaryota; Viridiplantae; Streptophyta; Magnoliopsida; Malpighiales; Salicaceae.
UUGAAGUUUUUUUUUCGAAGAAAGCAAAUUCUUGGUUAUUGCAAAUCGUGCAAAUCAAUGUCAACUCAAUCAACACCAAUACUUUCCGUCUUAACAGAAGAUUUACUCAUUCGGGUCAAUGAGAAACUCGUCCAAGACUCAGAUCGCAAGAUAUGGAGGCUCAUUUGCAAAGAAUUCCAUCGAGUUGACUCCAUCACACGCAAAACUCUACGCGUCCUUCAUGUCGAGUUCUUACCGACUCUCCUCAAGAACUACACCAAUCUCCACACGCUAGACCUAUCAGUCUGUCCAUGUAUCGAGGAUGGAACCAUAAUAUUGUUACUACAUCGUGUUGACCACUCGAUGUGGGCAAGGAACUUGAAGUUUUUGAACUUGAGUAGGGCUAAUGGGCUGAAGUUUGCGGGAUUGGAAAUGUUGGUGGGUGCCUGUAAGGGUUUGGAGAGUGUUGAUGUGUCUUAUUGUUGUGGGUUUGGUGAUAGGGAGGCAGCAGCCAUAUCAGGUUGUGGAGGACUGAAGGAGUUGAGGAUGGAUAAGUGUUUAGGAGUUAGUGAUGUUGGAUUGGCUAAGAUUGUUGUUGGGUGUGGGAGAUUGGUGAGGUUGAGUUUGAAGUGGUGUAUGGAGAUAAGUGAUCUUGGUGUUGAGCUUUUGUGUAAGAAGUGCUUGGAGUUGAAGUUUCUAGAUGUUUCUUAUCUCAAGGUGACAAGCGACUCGCUUCGUUCUAUUGCUGCUUUGCCAAAGCUGGAGGAUUUGGCUAUGGUGGGAUGCCCUUUAGUGAAUGAUGUUGGAUUGCAAUUUCUUGAAAAUGGAUGCCCUUUACUACAGAAAGUUGAUGUUUCAAGGUGUGAUUGUGUUAGUUCAUCUGGGUUAAAUGCCUUGAUUAGUGGACAUAAUGGUCUUCUACAGAUUGAUGCAGGCUACACCAUUUCAGAAUUGUCUGCAAACUUUGUUGAGUGCAUGCAGGAAUUGAAGAAUCUGAACGCCAUCAUAAUUGACGGGGCUCGAGUUUCUGACACUGUUUUCCAGACAAUCAGCAAUAAUUGCAGGUCUUUAAUCAAAAUUGGGUUGAGCAAAUGCACAGGUGUCACCAAUAUGGGAAUUAUGCAGCUGGUAUCUGGCUGUGUCAAUUUGAAGACCAUCAAUUUAACAUGUUGCCGUUCCAUAACCGAUGCUGCAAUUUCUGCUAUUGCAGACUCUUGUAGGAACCUUCUGUGCCUGAAGUUAGAGUCUUGUAAUAUGAUCACUGAGAAGAGUCUUGAACAGCUUGGAUCACAUUGCACACUACUUGAAGAGCUCGAUCUCACUGACUGUUUUGGCAUAAAUGACAGAGGGCUUGAACGCCUUUCUAGAUGUUCCAGACUUCUAUAUUUGAAAUUAGGGCUUUGCACCAACAUAUCAGAUACAGGACUUUCUUAUAUUGCUUCCAAUUGUUCACAGCUUCAUGAACUUGAUCUAUACCGCUGUAUGGGCAUCGGAGAUGAUGGUUUAGCAGCUUUAUCAAGUGGCUGCAAGAAGUUAAGGAAGCUGAACCUGUCAUACUGCAUUGAGGUCACAGACAAAGGAAUGGAGUCUCUUGGCUAUCUGGAGGAACUCUCUGACCUGGAGCUGAGAGCGCUUGAUAAAAUUACAGGCGUGGGUUUGACAGCAUUGGUGAUCAGGUGUAAGAGACUGACAUAUUUGGACCUAAAACAUUGCGGGAAAGUUGAUGAUACUGGGUUUUGGGCACUUUCCUAUUACUCACGGAACUUGCGACAGAUAAAUUUGAGCUACUGUUCCAUCACAGACAUGGCAUUAUGCAUGGUGAUGGGAAAUUUGACACGCCUGCAAGACGCAGAUCUGGUUCACCUCAGGAAUGUUUCGGUGGAGGGGUUCGACCUUGCACUUAGAGCCUGCUGUGUCCGAAUCAAGAAGGUCAAGCUAGUUGCUGCUCUUGGUUUCUUACUCUCCUCUGAAGUACUGGGGAUUUUGCACGCCAGAGGUUGCAGAAUUAGAUGGGAUUAGAACAGUAUUAGGAGAGCAUUAUAAAGGCUUUAUGCCGUCUCAGGGUUUAUAACAUCACGUGAUGUAUCUUAUUUCAUGCUGUCAUGAAGUAUUUCAUGGCCUGUAGAACAUGUCGUUCAUAAUUGGAAGGGUGUACUUUAAUCACUCUGUCUAAGACUUCAAGUAAUAAUAAGUUGAAGUUGACUGGUGAGAUCAA